Chiloscyllium plagiosum (whitespotted bambooshark) is the source of this 6291-nucleotide messenger RNA. Its product is annotated as microsomal triglyceride transfer protein-like. Gene Ontology annotation, cellular component: endoplasmic reticulum; basolateral plasma membrane; Golgi apparatus. The record is from RefSeq and is a predicted model, not a curated record. Gene Ontology annotation, molecular function: lipid binding. NCBI's taxonomy places the organism in Eukaryota, Metazoa, Chordata, Chondrichthyes, Orectolobiformes, Hemiscylliidae. Gene Ontology annotation, biological process: lipoprotein metabolic process; lipid transport.
UUACCCAAUCUCUAUCUCAUACUGUUCUAACUCAGGUUAUUUUUUUUUAAUUACCAACUUGUGUUUCUCCUCCCUAGCUGUCUCAGUUCUCUUUCCAAACCAAAUACUCUAUCAGACUAAGCUGCCUGAGGUUGUUUCCUGGGGAGUUUGAAAGUGUUGCACCAGUUUGUAAUGCUGUUUUCAGUCUUUGUUCAUCUAAGGAAACAGCAGAAGUCAGCGACACAGACACCCAAAUAGAUCGUAAGGAAGAUAUGUGUUACCACACAAAAAAAAACUUUCUGAAAAGCAUAUAGAUUUCCAAACACUAAGAUAAUCCACAGAUAUAAUUCCUGGUGUAUAGCUGCAGAUACGUUCCCACAAGCAAUUAGCACAGAGACACGCACACACCCACAGACUGCCGCCCUUAUACAGUCACUGACCUCCUGGUCAAUUACAAAACUUCAACAAGUUUUGCAAGUUCCGGCAAGUUUCGCAAGUAUUUUUUUAAAACAAAAAAAUUUCUCUGCCAGUUCGGCAGACUGUACAUUCUAGCCCUUUGCUGCCCUGCCUGUUCUAGCCCUCCUCUUCCAUGUAGCUAAACCCCGUGCCGUUUUCAGCUCAAGUGUCAAAGUGAGUCUCUUCUGGAAGCAGAGCAUGGCGUCUCCGAAAGCCUUGAGGGAGUGGAUAAUGUUGUUCGCGAUCUUCACACUACGGUCUGUUGAAGCACGAGCUGUAGAUCUUGCAUACAAAUCUGGUACAUUGUUUACGUAUAAGUACAAUGUGGAUUUGUUACUGGAGACAUUAUCCAGUCCAGAAACAUUGCCAGGAUCAGGAUUCAGGAUCGAAGCUAUCGUUGGCCUUCAUGUGGUUUGGGAAAACAGCAGCAACCAACAUGAGCAGCUUGUUCAGUUGCAAAUACAAGAAGUGCAAUUGUUAAAUGUAUCAGAACGAAUGGACAGUCAAAGCAUCUUUAAAAAUAUUCCUGCUGAGUCUUUGCUGGGGCCUACCGCAAUGACAGGAUUGAAAGGACCUGUAAUCUUUCACUGGAAUAAUGGAAAGAUAAAAGCUCUGUAUGGCUCUGUUGAUGAAACAGGAUUCAUGUUAAGCCUGAAGCAAGGCCUGGUCAGCCUUUUCCAGCUCCAGCUGAAUUCGGGUACCGUCACUGAGAUUGAUGUAUCUGGCAACUGCAGAGUCACCUAUGAAACUGCCAAUAACCAGGUGACAAAGAUCAAGGACCUCCGUAGCUGUGAAAGGCCAGAGUCUGGAUUUGGAUCAUCCAAUCAGGUUCUGGGAGUUCAGUGGCAGCCCACCUGUAAAGGUCUUUAUUCUUUGGAGAACGGUGUUAUCAAAACAGCUGUCAGUGAAGAGGGUCACGUGAUCAGCCUCAAUCUCCAAUCAACAAUUGGUGCCAAGAUCAGCUCAAGGCAGCAGCUUCAUUACUUGAGUUCAGAACAUAGGCCUGAAGAAUAUUAUGGGAAAAGUCUUCAGGAAACAUUGCACAACCUUGGGAUUGAUACACCUUUAGCUCUGACUGGUACUCCAGAAAAAGUACCCUGCAAAGUGUGUACAUCUGCAAGUGAUUAUUUGAAAAGCCUCAAUAAAAAGACUGCUCUGCAAGAUCUUUAUAAAAUAUCCACAACAAGGACGUUCCUGGCUUUUGUUCAACUACUGAGAGAAGCAAAGAAGAUUGAUAUUCUGAACUUGCUAAAGAAAGCAGGAAACACUGAAAUCUCCUUCCUGAUAGACUCGGCUACGGCAGCGCAGACAGAGUCAUCACUGAGCGCCCUCUCCGAAUACCUGGAUUUCACCAAGGAAGCCCAGAUUCCUCAAUUGCGGACUUUCUUGUAUGCCAGUGCCUUCACCUCACACCCCUCAAAAGAACUUUUACGCAUCUUGCUGGCUAAGCUUCAGAAUAAGGUACCAAGCAGAGAAAUCCAAGAGACCAUUGUCUUAGUGAUUGGAGCAGUGAUCGGCAAGAUGUGCCAGAGGAACCUGUGUAAACUCCAGGAAGUUGAGACUGGAAAGAAAGCGAUCUUGGAGGGGCUGAACGCAGCCACAGAAGAGGCUGAUAUAAAGAUGUACCUCCUGGCCCUUAAGAAUGCACUCCUUCCAGAAACAAUCCCACUCCUGUUAAAAUAUACAAAGUGGAAGACGAGCUCAGUGGCAGCUAUCGCUGUGACUGUACUGCAGAGAUUUCCAAACAUCUAUAUUACCCAGGAGGUGAAGAAACAGAUGAACAUGAUUUUUCACCAGAGCGUGAAUCAGUAUGGGGUACCUGUGCGACUGGCUGCGUUUGACGUGAUUCUCAAUAACCAUCCCUCAGCCAUGGAGAUGAAAAAUAUCUUGCUGUCCGUCGGAGAAAUUGAAUCGGAACUGUCUAAAUUUAUCGUAGCAAAACUGCAGAAUAUUCUGCGCUCUGACCAUCAUCCAGCAAGCAAAUUAAUUCGCAAAGCCCUGAAAGAUCCAAUGAUACAUAAUUACCACCGACUAUCCAGAACUGGGAGUUCGUCAUCCUCCUCAGGAUAUUUAGCAGUUACUAAAGAUAUGGUGACCUCAUACAACAUGGAUUUACUCUUUGGAGACAGUGGUAUCUUACAGCAGAGUUACUCUGAUUUCUUUGUGUCUACGGGGAAAAAUAAACUUCAUGCAAGCCAGGUAUCAAUCGUAGCACAAGGUCUCGACUCAUUUUUCAAAGAAAGCUCGAAGGAAGUUGAGGGUGACGAUGGUGAAGCCAUGGCCGGUAUGUCAGUGAUCCUCUUUGAUGUCCAGCUCCCUCCUGUUGUGUUUUUCCAAGGAUAUAGUGACUUAAUGGAAAAGCUCUGGUCCAUCACUGAAGAACCCACAAGCAUAAUCAAAGGAUCCAUCUUACUUAUUGACCAUCUACAGGCAAUCCGACUACAGUCAGGAAUUCAAGCCAGCACCGAGUUCCAAGGAGGGCUUGGGAUUGACAUUUCAGGCACCAUCGCACUCAGCUUGUGGAGUCAACAAUCGACAACUAACAUCAGGAAUCGGGGAUCAUUGGUGUUCAAUUCAGUUACGAAGGUUGAUACUCCCUUUCUGCGAGUGGGUGUGAACUGCAGUUCGGAGGCUGGAGCUUCUUUGGAUUUUGUCAGUACUGUGAAAUUUUUGGAAUCCCCAAUCCUGAUCUGCCUACAGUUGCUGAAGAAACCGUUCCCAUACAGAGAGACAGUUAUGAUCUAUCAGUCCUUGCGAAAGGAGGAUCAAUUUCUCAUCAAGAGGGCGAGAACAUUGCGAGUUCAAGGCAUGGAGUUACCAUUGCAUCGAGCAAACUCCGAAAUGUGUAAGAAGAUGCUCUCGGAGGAGGUAUAGGUUACAGCCUGGGUGGUGAACUUGUUCGAUGCUGUUAGCACGACUGGGAAUUUCCUCGCAGUUGCUCCCGGCUGUAACAUCACUGCAAAUGCAUCGUAACGCCCAUCGACAGGCCACUCCGAAAAAAACUCCCAGCCUUGGUAUACCUGUUGCCAGGCAAAUUAGUGUUGACCAGUGUCUUUCAAAUGCAAUACUUGAGGUGGUAAAAUUCAUAAAGCAAAUUGCAAAAAUCAGUAAAAGCCAUAGGUACAUAGCAGCAUAUCUCUUGGAGCAGCUCUGUGGUUUUCAAAACCGCUUGUCCAUUUUGCAGUAUACCCCAUGUUGCAAACACAUCAGUGUUUCGUACAAAGCUAUCACCCAUUUCCCUCAGCUCUGCUAUGGUAUUUAUGUUUCACCUUUUACCCAGUUUUUUCUCUGUUCCCACUUCCAAUCACUUUAUCAACCACAAGGUCAAAGCAACGGGCUUUGACUCAGCUGCCUAUUUCUGCCGAGCCUUUUAGAGGUUGGGGAAGUUGUGGUGAGGUUGAAGUUAAAAGCACCUCUUACUGAGAUGAGAAACAGCUGGGAACAGAAGGGUUGGACUUUCAAAAUGUAAUCCACACAAAAAAAGAUUGAUUGAUUUGGUUCUCAUUUACAAAGUUGAAUUUAGUGCAUUGAGAGUUGACCUCCCUGAACGUAGGGUUUCAGUAAAAUUUGCAUAUUUUUCAUUUGGAAAGAAGGUGCCAGAGUUUAAAGUUGAAAUCACUUCGGUAUAAAAACAAUCUUGCUGUCGCUCUGAGCAAUCAGAGUUAUUAUUUGUCUCCACAGAGCCUUGCUCCAUCUCUCCGCAGGAUUCGGUAGCCCUAUCGCAGUCUGCAAACUCUGUGUUCCUGCGACUCUGACCUCUUAUACAUUCUCCAGUCCUUUCAAUUAACAGCUACACAUUUAGCUAUCUAAGUCCUAGACUCUGAAUCUCUCUCUCUCUGUUCCUUGCUCUGUCCUCAGUUAAGACACUCUCCAAAAGCUACACUUUUAACUGAGCAUUACUUUUGACCUUAAUGUCUCUUAACUGAGGCUCAGUGAUAUGAUGUGUUUGAAAUGCUUCACUUUGGUAUGUUUCACUGUGUUAAGGGGCUUUAUAUACAAUUCUAUUGUUUUAUUUCUCUCUCUGCUGCAUUCCCUGGAAGCUGAUUGGCUGCUAGAACACUUAUCCAAGUGAUCCUUCUAAGUGUGUUGAGCCCUGAGCUGUGGGUAUCUGUAGCCAGUUCAAUGGAGUGAGGAGUGAUUGUGUUCCCCAACCAAAGUUGGCAGGCAACGAUUUUCUGGAUCUAGUUCCUGUGGAACUUUCAGGCCAGUUCUUCUCUCUGUAUGUUGGUACUGAGGGCCAUUCAAGGAAGCCUGACUGACUUCCAAGAUGGCAGCAGCAGGGUCAGCAGCAUUUGGCUCCUGAACACGGGCCUCAGCCACUCAUGGCUCUUGCAAUGGGUCCUGCCGCAUCCACACGGCUCUAUCUUUCCAGCACAGUCACGUUUUUUUCUCAUUCUGGUUGCCCUGGGGCUUCCUCCUGCAGGACGCCAGGGUCCUGUGUAUCUCUAGGUGAAAGUGAGGACUGCAGAUGCUGGAGAUCAGAGUCAAGAUUUGAGUGGUGCUAGAAAAUCACAGCAGAUCAGGCAGCAUCUGAUGAGACUGGACUCCUGCUAGUGGUAGGUCUAGAGCCUGGACUGCUGGGGACAGUGGGCCUGGAGCCUGGACUCCUGGCAGCAGUAGGCCCAGAGGCUGGACUCAUGGUAGCAAUAGACCCAGAGCUGGACUCCUGGGAGCACUAGGCCCAGAGCCUGGACUCCUGGCUGCAGUAGGCCCAGAACCUGGACUCGUAGCAACAAUAGGCCCGAAGCCUGGACUCCUGGCAGCAGUGGGUCCUGAGCCUGAACUCCUUGUGGAAAUAGGCCCAGAGCUUGGAGUCUUGGCAAGAGUGGACUUGAAUCCUGGACUCCUGGCAGCAAUGGCCCAGAGCUUGGACUCCUGAAGGUGGUAGGCCCGAGUCAGGACUCCUGAUGGUGGUAGGCCUGGAGCCUGAACUCCUGGCAGUGGUUGGCCCAGAACCUGGACUCCUGGUGGCCAUACUCCCGGAGCCUAGACUCCUAGUGGCAGUGGUCCUGGAGCCUGGACUCCUGGCGGUGGUAGGCCUGGACUCCUGGCAACAGUAGGCCCGAAGCCUGGACUCGUGGCGAUGGUGGGAGCAGCAGAGCCAGAGUCUCCUGGGGAAUCAGCAUCAUCGUUGCUGUUCCCAGUACCUCAAUUUUUGAGGCCCACCUUGCAGAAGCCCUGAAGCUCGGGCCUGAGACCCCAAUUCGAACUGAAGAUGAACUUUUACUUAAGUAAUUUCUUUUUAAACUAACUAUAGCUAAAAAUGGCGCCGGAUUGUGGCAAUACUGUAUCUUCAAGAUGGAUGCGACAAUAAAUCAUUCAUUCGUGCUCAAGAGAGGGCUAGUGUGAGAAAUGGAAGGGAAGAAAAAGCCUUUGAUAAGGAGGGAAUGAUUGUACAAGCUGAGGGUGUGGGAGCAUUGUUUAGGGUUGCAAAAGUAAAUGGGGUCCUAUGUGAUUUUAGUGCUAAACAUGGUGGAUGGGAGAACAUGUUGCAAAUUUGGACAUUGAGGCCAAUGGGCCAAGUCUGACAUUAUUUUCCCUUUUAAAUAACACUAAAGCGAAGUCCAUAUAUGUAAAUUAUUUUAUACCUGACCUCAGGCUAUUUGCUGCAUAAGGGAAUGUGCAAAAAUAAUGAGUUAUGAUUAGAAAUAUUUCAAGGAAAUGACAGGGACUCCAAGAAAAUAUUACUUCGUCAUUUAUUAAAUGAUUCAUCUGAGAUGUGACAUAGUUGGUAAAUGUUGCAUUUUUAAGAGGAUUGAGGUACUUUAGUUCUUACAAUUAUUUCUCAUUCGGGAUUAUUUGUGCCUUAUAUUUGGGUCUGUUGUAGACAUGUUGAUAAAAUGUCUAUUCCAUGCA